Oncorhynchus masou masou (cherry salmon) is the source of this 4144-nucleotide messenger RNA. RefSeq names its product atos homolog protein A-like. The record is from RefSeq and is a predicted model, not a curated record. NCBI's taxonomy places the organism in Eukaryota, Metazoa, Chordata, Actinopteri, Salmoniformes, Salmonidae.
CCAGAUGUGGUGGCGGAGGAGUUCUUUGAGUACGAUGCUGAGGACUUCCUGGUGUUCCUGACCCUGUUGAUCACUGAGGGACGGACCCCAGAAUGUUCUGUGAAGGGUCGCACAGAGGGGCUGCACUGCCCCCCUGCAAAGUCCGCCCUGCCGCCCCUACACAGGCACGAGUGCAGCGACAAACUGCCACAGUGUGUGCAGGCGCGGCGUGUGCGCUCGGAGGUGUGUGUGUUGUGGAGGAACAGUAUUCCCAUCAUGGUGGAGGUGAUGCUGCUGCCAGACUGUUGCUAUGGAGACGAGAGUCCCCCUAGUGACCCCAUCAGUGACCCAGCGAUCAAACAAGAUGCUCUGCUACUGGAGCGAUGGACUCUGCAGCCUGUACCACGACAGAGCGGUGAUAGGUUUAUAGAGGAGAAGACUCUGCUGUUGGCUGUUCGUUCCUACGUCUUCUUCUCCCAGCUCAGUGCCUGGCUCAGUGCUUCUCAUGGCAUUGUACCCCGAAACAUCCUGUAUAGGAUCAGUGCAGCAGAUGAGGAGUGUGUCUGUCAGUUCUCCCAGCCCCCAGCGGAGCACCUGUUCCCUGUCCCUAACGUGUCUCAGAGUGUUGCCCUGAGGCUCAGGGUCCAGUCACUCCCCCGUCAGCCCACCUACCCCACCCUGGCCUGUAGCAUACACACCGGCCUGACCCUGGCCCCACUCUACAGCAGGACCCCCAGCCUUAAGCCCAACCUCAGCCCUAACCUCUACAGCAAGACACCUAGCCUUAACCCAGGCCUGAACCCUAACCCGCCUCUGUACGAGAGGAGCCACAACUCUAAAGAGAGCCACAACAGAGCGGCUCUGCCUUUCUCUGGCCUCCCCUUCCCCAGUCCUCCCAGUCUCCUGCCCAGUAAGAGAGGCCCGGACCCCACAGAGAGCCAUGGUCAUUCUAGCCAGAAUGGAUCAGACCUCCCCCAGGUCAAUAAGGGGCAGACAUCAUCCCCCUACCACCUCCCCAUCUCCCCACGGCCCUCCCCCCGCCCCCACAGGAAGCUGUCCUCCACUCUGCCCCUCCCCCCCGGGGGAAAGACUGUCAGGUGGCUCUAUUCCCUCACCUCAGACCCCUCCGAUGACAUCACACACACCACAGAGGAUUAUGGGAAGGCUGUCAACGGGGCCGAGAGCUCCAAGGGGCGUGGCUCCGAAGCCCUCCGGGCCUUUAAGACUUAUUCUUUGGCAGAGCCCCCGCGGUGCCCCUCCCCCAGACCCUCCUCUGAGACCAAUCCUCUGAUUGGCUCGCUGCUCCAGGAGAGACAGGAAGUCAUCGCUCGCAUCGCUCAGCGCCUCAACUUUUGCGACCCGACCGCCCCCCAUCUCCCCCCUGCCCUCUUCACCCCCGACACCCCCACUAAGAACCCUGUCCGGGGCAGUUACCUUGGCAACACCACGCUCAGCAAGACCAAAGAGCCAGAGGGAGCUCCGCCCACUGAGGACACCCUGCCCUCCCCUUUCGACACGCCCAUUGGCGACGCAGCAGCUAUUAUCAGGGAGACGCUGUCCCCGAAACCUGUUGCCUGCCGCAGACUGAGACUCCCAGAGGACAGAGAUGGAGAGAGACUCAGAGACAGAGUCAGGGAGACACUGAGAGACCUGGAGACACAGAGAGACAGAGAGGCAUUGAGAGACCGACAGCGAGAGAGAGACAGUAGUCUCUUGUCUCAUGCUGUUCAGGAUAUUACCAGACUGAUUCAGGACAGACUGUCUGUCCCCUCUCUGUCCCCAACACACAGCCGCAGCAGCAGCCCGCUACACAAACCACAUACACACAGCACACACACGCUGUGCACUGACACACACACCACACACAGAGGCGGCAACAGUCAUAGCAGUGGCCACUGCAAUGGCUACACACCCAGCCAUGACACACACACUCCCUCACACACACCUGCUAGCACAGACAGAGCUGGUGCUCCUCCAGAGACAGACGGUCCAAUCAGAGCCCAGAAUGGCUGUUCAACACUUGAAGACCCUCAGGUCAGCCCCCGACUCCAAAUCCUGCCCCAGUCUUCUUUUCUAAUCAUCCCACGGCCUCUACCCCAGCCACAGUCUUCUCCUCUAGUCAUCCCACGGCCUCUACCCCAGCCCCAGUCUCAGGCCUCUCCACUACUUAGCCCCAAGAGUCCCAGGGCCAAGACCUCAAAGAGUUUACACCCCAACCGCCCCCAAGAGGAGCCCAGACCCUCCUCUCCUAAAGAUAACAUCCUGAGGACCAUCCAGACCCUAACAGUGACCCAGACCACCACCCUGACCCAGACCACUGCACAGACCUUGACCACCAAGCUCACCCACACCCAGACCACUGCUCUCAUCCAGAACCACAUGAAACCUCUGACUCAGUCUCACAACCAGACCCAGACAGUCUCUCGAACUCCGACCUCACGGACUCAGGGCAGCCCUCGAACCCAGCCCUCUAGUCUCCAGGAUGAGAACCAGCCCCCCCCAGGUUCCAAGUCCCCCAGCCCCCCCGGUCCUGCUACCACACCCCCUGGCACAGAGCCCAACACUGUCCUGCGUUCUCCCUCGCCCCUGAGACCAUGUAACAGUCGGAGGAAACACAACCGUCACUCUCUGGACUCCACCCUCACCAAGGCCUUCCACCCCUGUACCGGUCUGCCCCUGCUCUCCAGCCCUGUUCCUCAGAGGAGAACUCAGACUGGUUACUUUGACCUGGACUCUUCUCUGACCAGCUGUAAAGGACUGCCCUGGACCGCAGGGAAGAGGGUGUGUGUGAAGAGAGUGGAGGAGUCAGAAGAACCUCAGCCGCUGUUCAGUGCCAGUGCUCCACCUGCCAGCCUCAGUCUACUGGGCAACUUUGAGGAGUGUGUGUUGAACUACCGCCUGGAGCCAUUGGGGUCGGUGGAGGGUUUCAUGGCCGAGGUGGGUGCUUCCGGAACCUUCUGCCCCAGUCACAUGACCUUCCCCGUCGACGUUUCCUUCUACAGCAUCUCUGACGACAACGCACCCUCGCCAUACAUGGGAGUCAUCAACCUGGAGACUCUGGGUAAACGCGGCUACCGUGUCCCUCCAUCAGGGACCAUUCAAGUGACCUUAUUUAACCCCAAUAAGACGGUGGUGAAGAUGUUUGUGGUGGUGUAUGACCUGAGAGCCAUGCCUGCCGGCCACCAGACCUUCCUCCGUCAGAGGACCUUUUCUGUCCCCGUUCGACGGGACAGCACACAUUCACACAAACACAGCAGCCCAGACAACACACACACACCCGGCAGCAGCAGGAAAGCCCUCUCCCUCGGCCAGGAACGCAUCCUGCGCUACCUCAUUCACCUGAGGUUCCAGACCUCCAGGUCAGGUAAAGUGUACCUCCACAGGGAUAUCAGACUGCUUUUCAGUAGGAAGUCUAUGGAGGUAGACAGUGGAGCGGCCUACGAACUCAAGUCCUACACAGAGUCCCCAGCUGACCCAGCCUUCUCCCCGCGCUGCUGACACUGACACACACACACACUCCUCUAUCUGCACUGACACAAACACUCCUCUAACUACACUGACACAUACACGCACACCCAGAGAGCUGGGCUCAGAGCGUUCUCGUGUGGAACAGUCCAGACAGGCUCCGUCCCAGAUACCUAAGGCCUGGAGAUUUUGCUGACCAUCUGACCAUGAACAACUCCUGGCCCUACAGAACCCUGCUGUUUUCUGUGACGCUCAAACACGUCUUUAUACAUGUAGAAAAUGUAUUAAAGACAUGCUAAAACACACAUCAGAAACACGUUAGCGACCAUGGACCACUGACUGACCAGAACAAUCAAUCAAGAGACUGAGAAAAUUACAAGACGACAUUGAAAAAGCGCACUGUGUAUUUCCACGACUGGAAAUCAAAAGGAGUAAUAUUCUGUUUUUUUUGUACUGUUACAAAAACAAAUCUUUAAAGUGUUGCAAUAGAGAGUAACAUGUAGCUUUAGUGUUUACAUAAUUUUCUUUGUUUACCGUCAGUUAUUUAAUAUUUAAAUGAAUAUUUCAGUUACUGCUUAUGUGACAUCUAUCAUCCUCAGCAUUAUGAUCUAGUGCAAAACUCUGUAAAUCAUAAUGUGUAUUUUUGACAUUAACUCAGAUCUGAAAAUAUAUCUAUAUCUUAAAGCAAUCAUGAAAGCUG